AUAAUCAUUAGUUCGUGUUAAUGACAAACAUCCCACCACAUUAUUCAGAUCACUUUAUAACACAAAGAUAUAAUAAGGCUUUAUAUUUUGUUCAGCAUUUACAUGCAAGCUCAAGUUUUCAACCAACAAAAAAUCAAAAGUUAGAAUUAUAUGCCCUUUAUAAACAAGUAUCAGAAGGAAAUAUUAGUACACAAAGACCAGGUUUAUUUGAUGUAGUUGGUAGAGCAAAAUGGGAUGCAUGGAAGAAGCUUGAAGGCCUUUCACAACUAGAAGCAAGACAUCUUUAUGUAGAAGCUCUUUUAAGGAUUGCAACAGAAGCAUAUAAAAAAAAUGCUGGAAGGGAAGAAGCACAGCGAAUUAUUCAUGCAUUUGCUAUUAUGCGACCUUCUGGGAACGAUGAAAGUGAUGACGAUUUAUUAGAUGAUACCACAGACGAUGCUACCUCAAAUCAAGGAGAAGAUUCUAGUGUAGAUACUGAAGAGCAAGCUUAUCUUCGUGAUAUUCAAGAAAGUAAAGUUAUUCCUUUUACUGUACCUGAUUCAGUUACACCUUAUAGUUCACCAGAUCAAAGGCAACAACAGCAAAGGAAAGGAACAACUAAUAGACCAGGUUCAGUAGCAUCUAUACAAACAAUGGUGACUGCACCCGAAACACCACGCCAGCUGCCACUAAAUCGACCACCUUCUUCAGCAGCUAACAACAGUAAUACACACAUCACGGUUAACAGAUCAAGGACAUCUUCUAGGUUAAGCCAUAGCAGUCGUGGAAAUGAAAAACAUCCUAUACGACCUAACAGUAAAAAUUUAUUAAAUGAAGCAGACGAUUUUAUUAUCGAUGCUAACGUGAAUCCAUGGCAGCAAAUUCCAACAAUUUCACACAAUACUAACUAUAGUAGUAACAGCAGUGAUGACGAAAAUCAUAAUAGGAAUCGAAGUAGAACGCCUAUAAACCAUUUAUUACGUAAGCAACCCUCUUCUCAUCAUAAUAUGAAUCAACGGUUACCUUCAUCUAUGAUGUACUCGUCAAAAAGAAUAGCAACUCCAGCAAGCCAACACAUCUUACCUUCUCCAUCACCUCCUCCUUCUUCCUUUUAUCUUCAACAACAGCAAUUACAUGGAAUAACAUCUAUAGUACAGCAGCAAAGACAUUCUCCUGUACCUGGAUCAAGUACAUCUUCAUCUGUCACAGCAACCCCACAGAAUCUAAUAAGUGACUCAAAUAAUAGAAAUCGAAAUUAUCUUUUUGGUAUCCAACAAGAGGGACAAUCAUUAUAUACAGUUGCUUUAGAUCCAACUAUUAAGCGAGCACUUGAAUCAUUGCAGAAUGAAGUUACUACAUUAAAUGAGCGUGUUGAUGGUUUAAGGAGAGAGAUAAUAGAAAGAGACAAACAGAGAAAGAUAACAAUAGCAAAUUCAGGAAAUAAUAAAGAUGAUUCAUCUGAUAACAUAAUAGACGAAGGAUGGAAAUGGGUAUUUAAGGCGGCUUUAAAGUAUGCAGGAAUUAAUUUGUUAACGGUUUUGAUUUUAUUUCUUAUAUUAUAUAAGAGUGGAAGUCCACUAGCUAAUGUUAUUUUGAAGCAAGCAAGUAAAUUAUGGUAUUCAAUUAAAUUUCGCACUUUAAUAGCAAAUAAAAUUAAUAUAUAA
Messenger RNA from Cokeromyces recurvatus, 1643 nucleotides. Its product is annotated as acyl CoA binding protein-domain-containing protein. The coding region runs from base 21 to 1643 and encodes 540 amino acids. NCBI's taxonomy places the organism in Eukaryota, Fungi, Mucoromycota, Mucoromycetes, Mucorales, Mucoraceae. The record is from RefSeq and is a predicted model, not a curated record. Gene Ontology annotation, molecular function: fatty-acyl-CoA binding. Gene Ontology annotation, biological process: fatty acid metabolic process. The transcript is spliced from 6 exons.